Molecule: messenger RNA, 3090 nt
Organism: Acaulospora colombiana
Lineage: Eukaryota; Fungi; Glomeromycota; Glomeromycetes; Diversisporales; Acaulosporaceae
Source: the annotation of a GenBank genome assembly
AGCAGCGUCCUUGGCUUUCCUGACUCAAAUACAACCCAACCGCAACACGAAGGCCCUAUUCUUGAAUCAUCCGAAUAUUCUAACCCCUCUUUGGUUGAUGGGAUACAUCUCCGUGAUGGAGGCAUGUCUCUGAAGCAGACCUUCCCAGUUAUUGACUAUAUACACUACUGUAGUAUCUUCUUCAACUACGUGCACAAGUCACUCAGCUACGGAGAGAGAAAGAAGAGCUCCAAGCUCAACUUUUUGAAGUUCGCAGUCAGUUGGAGUAUCAAGAUUCCUCAGCAACCCGCAAUGGAGACAGAGAUGGGAGCAAUAUUAAUGCUGCAAAUGAUGAGAUUAAAACCUUUAUCUUCCGAUGCCAUAUCUCUCCCGGAGGGAUAUGACCCAGCCUCUCGUUUCAUCUCUCUUCCUGGGGAGUCGGAGAAAGAUAAGACUUCCCGUAUGAAAAUUGGUACAUAUUGGGAAAUACUCGAAGCUUUGCCCGCUGAUAAAAAGGAGAGUGCAAAAGAUCCGCAAUUUCUGAGAGAUGUAGUAAAGGCCGUGCAAGCCUUCCGCACACACUUCCAAUACAAUAUCAGGUCAUGCCCAUCGGAAUUGCUCGAAGAAUUUACUCAUACAAGAGCAAUCAACGACUUCAAGAAGUUCAAUGACUCGGUUUUUCGUGCAUCAAGCGCUUUAUGCCGUAUGCUAUCGGGGUACAAUGAAACGGCACAAGAGAAACAUGCACGCUAUCCCGACUAUCCUCCCAUCAUAUGCAAAGAGGUCAAACCAGGACAAGAUCCAGUAGAGGGAUUCUUUCAGUUGACUCUUCCCAAGAUUUUGGUUCUUGUCCUCUUUGGUGUAGCGCAAGUCAAAAAAGAACAAUUCACUCGUCCAAAAAUCUGUCACGCUAGUCAUUGGGGCGUCACCGAGGUCACUCCUGGUAUGAUUGCCAGUGCAGCUGUGGGCGCACGUUACAUGAUAUCUCCCGAUAAAGCGUUUGCACCGGUGGGCCCUCAAUCUGGGAUUGACUGGACAGAGGCCUUUCAGACGUACAAACAGUUUCUCUCGACGCGAAGAAACGACCCGCCUAUCGUCCAGUUGUUCGAUGAUCUUAACGCAACAUUAUUUGGAGAUGGUAACCGUAAACCGACCAUGUCCGAACUCGAUGAAAAGGACACCUCCCUCGGGCAGGCUACUGCUACUGGCCCCAACCUCAUCCCCAACGAAUCUCAGAAAGAAGGUACAUACAAUACUCCGAACAACGCAAAAUUCCAACAUUCUCUAGUAUUCAAGUCCAUAGAAACUGCGUCCAAAAUAGGGAUUGAAGAUGCGUUCAAGACUUUACAAAGAAGUCCUUUAGCAUCUACCCUAGGUGACAAUUCGGACAAAUGUCUCACUGAUAAUGGUCCAUAUUCCCAGGACCAAUCCCUACUACUGGCCGCACUCGAUACCUCUAACUACGACCCUGUCCUUCCCGCACUUUCUGUCGGAGCCGCUGCAUCAAUUUUGGGGCCGCUAAUAUGCCCUAAUACACCAAGUGCAUCUAAAGGUAUCAAGGUAGUUUCUGAUGUGACUAGUGGCCUGGUUCCUAAUACCCAGGCCGUUGACGACCCUAACCCCGGCUCGCAUAUCACAGCUACCCCUAGUCGACCCCCAGCACCUUUUUCUCAUCCCUCAACUCCUUCAGCUACUAGCUCCUCUCUUAUGGCCGACGAGAUUGUUCCUGCUGAGCUCGCUCGAGUUGGUCGCCUACUUUGGUCGAUGCGCAAUGCCACCAUCGCAGAUGAGUCAGAUAAAGAGAACGAGCCACCGGCCAAGAGAAGAAAAGGGGAAGCAAAGCUCCAGAAAGAAAAAGAACAACUUCAGGCUCAAGUCCUCGACACUCGCAAUCAAUUAAAGUCUCAGAUGGUUCCUACUACUCCCUCCGCAAACGAGAGCAAAGGUAACAGCAACAAUACCGUCAAUGAUGAGGAUCAAGAUUAUGACCCUUCCAGUCGUCUCAUUUCAUCUCCCAAUGAAUCGGAGAGUGAAAGGACAUUACGCUUGGUGUUUGGGACUUAUUGGGAGAUACUCGACGCCUUGCCUCCCAACCGAAAAGACGUUGUCAAAGACCCACAAUUCUGGAAGACUGUUUCCAUCCAGUAUCAGGGCAUGGCCAGCAGAAAUACUCAACGAAUUUUGAUCGCUAUCCUCUUCGGAGUUGAUCGAAUCAAUAAGGCACGACCUAAGCCCUCAAGACCCCGCAGGUCCUAUCAUUGGAACUUCACUGAAAUAACACCUGCCAUGAUUGCAAGUGCAGCUGUUGGUGUAAGUGUCUGGUUCCUUAGACCCCACUUAGUUAACCAUCCAUUUCAGGCGCGUUUCAUGGUGUCUCCCGACAGAGCGUUUACACAAUUGUUUGAUGACCUCAACGCAUCAUUAUUCCAGGAUGGCGCAAGUGUAACUGUCCCUUCUGGGCCUGAUGGACACGAGCUCUCUUUGAGUGGGAGGCAAGCCACCGCUGCCAACCUCAACUCUAUCACUGAUCGACCUCAGGAAGGAGGUAAAUCUCGUGAUCCGAGAGCUAUAGAAGUGGGAGCAGCCUUCAAGCCAGAAGUCGAGGAUACACCCUGGGCGCCGCAAGUCCUACCUUCGGCAUUUAUGCAAAUUGGAUAUUCACAUAUAUCACCUACUGAGACUAGCGCUUCACCAAAUUCUGACACGCACAUGUCCUCUACGACAUCGCGCGCGCGUAUUCUCGAUGGAAAAACUGAUAUUCCCAGUGAAAUAAUCCCUCAUGCCCAAUGCCUCUACCGUCCUAUGCUACACUGGCCGAUCACAGAUGCCCCUAACCAUUCCUCAGCGCCAGUUUGCCAUCCUCCUGCAUUAUCAUCUCAGUUCGCUCCUUCAGCUAUUGGCUCUUCUCCUCCCAUUGAUGAGAUUGUUCCUUUCGAGCCCUCGCGAGUUGGUCGCGUACUUCGGUCCUCUCACAAGGCUGUGGCCCUAAAGGGAUCGGGUAAAGAGAACAAGCGGCCAAACAGGAGAAGAAACAGAGACACCCAGAUAGAGAAACGAAAGCCUAGAACAUGCACCCUUCGGGCGAGACGGGCUGCUAUCCGACGCAAGUAG